This is a messenger RNA of Arachis ipaensis, 1571 nucleotides long. The record is from RefSeq and is a predicted model, not a curated record. Lineage: Eukaryota; Viridiplantae; Streptophyta; Magnoliopsida; Fabales; Fabaceae.
AAGAUGUCGUACUGCAGCAACAGCCACGGUGGUGAUGGAGGUGAGAAUACUUCAAAUACUGCUAGAGGAUGGGAACCAUCUUGAUAAAUUUGGUUGUUAAAGGGGUGUUUUCAUUUACACUGGGAGUCAAGUAGAGGAUAUGGCAACUAAAGCUGGUGGAUAUAAUAGAGUAGUAGAAGAGAAUAGGAAAUUAUUUAACAUGGUUCAAGAUCUGAAAGGUAAUAUUCGAGUUUACUGCAGAAUCAUACCCUUAUUCCAGGCUGAAUCCAAGAAUAUUAUUGAUUUCAUUGGGGAGGAUGGUUCUCUAUUCAUUUUAGAUCCAUCCAAAACAUUGAAAGAUGGAAGGAAACUUUUUCAGUUCAAUCGGGUUUUUGGUCCAAAGGCUGGCCAAGAUGAGGUUUUUAAGGACACUCAGCCGUUAAUUAGAUCCGUGAUGGAUGGAUAUAAUGUUUGUAUUUUUGCAUAUGGUCAAACUGGAUCUAGGAAGACAUACACCAUGAGUGGUCCAUCAGGUGGAACCUCUAAGGAUAUGGGGAUCAAUUAUCUCGCUCUUAACGAUUUGUUUCGAAUGUCUAAUGACAGGAAAGACAUUAUGACAUAUGACAUUUAUGUUCAAAUGGUUGAGAUUUACAAUGAACAAGUUAGAGACCUACUUGCUGAGGACAAAAUAGAUAAUAAAUUAGAGAUUAGGAGCUGUAAUGAUGAUGGAUUGAGUCUUCCUGAUGCUACAUUGCGUCCGGUGACAUCUACAACUGAUGUUUUGACCCUCGUGAAACUUGGUAAGGUCAACCGUGCUGUCAGUUCCACUGCACUGAACAAUAGGAGUAGUCGUUCCCACAGGUAAUUUUUAAAAUUUGUUCAGACCCUAUAACUUGAAUUUAAAUGUUUAAUGCAGACACUGAUAAUAAAGGCUGUUUAAUUCAGUGUACUCACCGUGCAUGUUCACAUAAAAGAUGUGAUCACAGCACUAGCUCAAAAGAAUUCUCACAUUCCAUAUAGAAAUAGCAAACUCACACUUCUUUUGUAGGACUCUUUAGGUACACACUAUUGAAUUUUAUCUUGAAUUCUAUUGCACAAGAUUCUGUCUUGAAUUCUUUUACCUUAUAGAGUCUUUGUCUCUCUCUCACAUUUCCUUUAGUAAUAAAAGUUAUCUUAUGUUUGGUAUAGUAGGAUAAAAAUCCACUUAUGUUGAUAUAUUUUGAGGAGGUUGGUAAAGUGAUCAAGUAAGACUUUAAACACCCUUGAAAUAAGAUAGUAGGGCUCACAAAUAAUAAAACUUACAAAUUCAAAGGUGAUUAUAAAUUUACUUUUCCAGUUUUCCAAACCUCCACAUUUUAGAUGAUCUUUUUCCCCUUUCGUGACUAGAACUGUUUGACUUUUUUGGUGAACUGUUUCACUUAUAAAUUCUAAUUUAGGAUACAAAAAAAUUGGAGCAACUUUACUCUGACCCAUUCCUGAGGUUAGUUUAUGAUUGCAUUCUUAUGGAUGCUGAAAUGGGUAUUGGCUGUCAUUUCUGAUCGUAAAAGAAGCAUUGCUAUUUUAUGUUCAGAUAAUUUUGAAGGUUAGCCUUU